AUGGAGAGGCACAGCAACUGUUGCGUCCGACCCGCUCCUGGUCAGUGCUGUAUUUACAAGGUACCUAAAAACAUUCGUAGAGUAAAUAAAGAAGCCUACACUCCUCAGUUAAUUUCAAUAGGUCCUCUUCACCAUGGCAAACAAGAAUUAGCUGACAUGGAAAAGAAGAAGAAACAGUAUGUGAAAAGCCUUAUUCAACGAACAACAAUAGAGAAAAUAGAUAAGAUUCCAAGUUUCAUCAGAGACAAGGAAGAACAAAUUCGUGUUUGUUACGUAGAAACAUCUACAUUUGAGAGCACUGACAUAACCCCCGAGGAGGAAGUUAAACAUUUCAUAGAUUGGAGUAGACUUAGUCUACUUAAAGGCUACCCAAGAUCAGAGUCAGCCAAAGAAGAGGUUUAUGACUUACCUUGUGCAGUGAAGCUAAAUGAGUCAGGGAUAAAGUUUAAGGUCCAUGAAUUGAAGAUACCACAACUAAUUGUAGCUGACGAGACUGAACUUCUACUCAUAAAUAUUAUUGCUUUGGAGCAGUGUGUUUACCCAAGCGAUGCUUUGGUUAGCAAUUACGUUGACCUAAUGGAUUGUCUUAUCAAUAUUGAAGAGGAUGUGGAUUUGCUUGUUGGAAAUCAAAUUAUUUCAAAUUCUAUGGGGGACAAUGCUUCAGUGGCAAAUAUGUUUAACAAACUUAAUCAAAAUGUACCCAUAAGCCCCUGGUCAUACUAUCACAUACGCAUGCAGCUCAAACAGCACUACAAAAAUCCUCGGAACAGAACCAAGGCAACUUUGAAAAGAGUAUAUUUCAGCAAUCUAUGGAGAGGCACAGCAACUGUCGCAGCAAUAAUACUUUUGCUUCUUACUAUUGUACAAACUGUGUGUUCUAUCUUGCAAGUUAUUUAAUUU
Mangifera indica (mango) is the source of this 900-nucleotide messenger RNA. RefSeq lists its product as uncharacterized. The record is from RefSeq and is a predicted model, not a curated record. The transcript is spliced from 4 exons. The coding region runs from base 1 to 897 and encodes 298 amino acids. NCBI's taxonomy places the organism in Eukaryota, Viridiplantae, Streptophyta, Magnoliopsida, Sapindales, Anacardiaceae.